CCGGCCUUACGUGUAUUUGUAAUUACACAAGUAAAACGUGAUUUUCUUUUUUCCUUAUUAGCCUUUACAUAAUAAUUCAAGCUAGCAUGUAUUAAGUGCUUAAAAGGAACUGCUGGUUUACCUCGCGGAAUCCUCACAGCAACUCCAAAUGCAUGAUGUUGGUGAUGCCUUACUACACGAGGCCCUGCCUGGGCUCAUCUGGGACCUGGGCCAGCAGCUGGGAGACCUGAGCUUGGAGUCUGGAGGCCUGGAACAGGAGAGUGGCCGCAGCUCAGGCUUCUAUGAAGACCCCAGCUCCACAGGAGGUCCCGAUUCACCACCCUCGACCUUCUGUGGGGACAGCGGCUUCUCCGGAUCUGGCUCCUAUGGACGCCUAGGUCCCUCUGACCCCCGGGGCAUCUAUGCCAGCGAGAGGCCCAAGUCCCUAGGAGACGCCAGUCCCAGCGCUCCGGAGGCGGUGGGCGCUCGGGCAGCGGUGCCCCGAUCCUUUUCGGCGCCCUACCCGACGGCUGCGGGGUCUUCGGGCGCGGAGGCCUGCUCCUCGGCGGAGCGGCGGGCCCGCGCGGGGCCCUUCCUGAAGACC
This is a messenger RNA of Tupaia belangeri chinensis (Chinese tree shrew), 583 nucleotides long. It is a transcript of the gene DACT3, whose product is annotated as dishevelled binding antagonist of beta catenin 3. Gene Ontology annotation, biological process: negative regulation of canonical Wnt signaling pathway. The transcript has 4 exons. NCBI's taxonomy places the organism in Eukaryota, Metazoa, Chordata, Mammalia, Scandentia, Tupaiidae. The annotation marks the transcript as partial. The record is from RefSeq and is a predicted model, not a curated record. Gene Ontology annotation, cellular component: cytoplasm.